Messenger RNA from Dendrobium catenatum, 711 nucleotides. Its product is annotated as peptidyl-prolyl cis-trans isomerase FKBP20-1. The transcript is spliced from 5 exons. Gene Ontology annotation, molecular function: peptidyl-prolyl cis-trans isomerase activity. NCBI's taxonomy places the organism in Eukaryota, Viridiplantae, Streptophyta, Magnoliopsida, Asparagales, Orchidaceae. The coding region runs from base 1 to 582 and encodes 193 amino acids. The record is from RefSeq and is a predicted model, not a curated record. Gene Ontology annotation, cellular component: cytoplasm. Gene Ontology annotation, biological process: protein peptidyl-prolyl isomerization.
AUGUCGUGCUUGGAUGAGAGGAUGAUUGAGUCUGAGACGAGCUUCCUUGAUCCGCCAUUGAGGACGAUGAGGAUUGCGGUGAAGCUUACCAUUUUACAGAAUUUAUACAAAAAUCUUUUAACAGUUCGUUAUGAAGGAGUUCUUGCUGAAACUGGUGAGGUUUUUGAUACCACUCGUGAAGACAACUCAAUUUUUACAUUUGAGCUUGGAGCGGGCACUGUGAUCAAGUCUUGGGACAUAGCCUUGAGAACUAUGAAGAUUGGGGAGAUUGCGAAAAUUACUUGCAAGCCGGAAUAUGCCUAUGGAAGUGCUGGUUCUCCUCCAGAGAUACCUCCAGAUGCGACACUUACGUUUGAGGUGGAGCUUGUUGCAUGCAGGCCUAGAAAAGGUGCAAGCCUUGGUAGUGUUUCAGAUGAAAAAGCUAGACUCGAAGAAUUGAAGAAACAGAGGGAGAGUACUGCAGCAUUGAAGGAAGAUGAGAAGAAAAAGAGGGAAGAAGCAAAAGCUGCUGCUGCUGCUCGAGUUCAGGCCAAGUUAGACGCUAAGAAAAAGCAUGGAAAAGGCAAAGGGAAGGGGAAGUAAGUAGGUAUAAUGGUUCUGUUCCUUUUUUUUUGGUUACUUCCUCUUUAUCUGUGGGAUUUGAUUUUUGAACUAUAAGCAAUAAAUAUUGUUGGCCAUAUGCACUAGAAAGUUAUAAGAAUUUAUACGUUA